AUGAGUAGUAGUAAAAUAAAAGUCCUAAGUUUAGUUUGCUUAGUUGCUACUGGGACAUAUUAUGCUUGCACAUACAAAAAGGAGGUGAAGAAUUUGCUCGAUCAACUAUUUUUAGAUAAGAAAAAGAGAAAAAAAAAAAAUAAAAAAAAAAAUGCAAGGCGAAGAAAAAAUGGACAAGAUAAAUUAUCCGUACUUCAAUCAUUCAUAAAAAAAACAAAUGCCCUUAUAAAUUGGGAAAAUGAAAUAAAUACUGAAUCAAGUACAUCUGAUUAUAUAAAACAAAAUGAUAGUAGUACAUAUGAUAUCGAUUCAGAUAAUGAUGCAUACUUUGCUGAAUAUAAUAAUAUUUCUAAUAAAAAAGGAAGAAAAAAUAAUAAGGCCCUUAAAAAUUAUAUUGAAUUUAAUGAUGAAAAAACAAGAAAACCUAAAACAUCAUCAGUAGAAGAUGCAAAUACAUUAACAGACGUUGAAGAUAUUAAUAAUCUAAAUGACAGAAUGGAUUAUAAUGUAGUUCAAAUUAAAAAAAAAAAAAAACAUAUAAAUAUUAUGAAUAGAAAAAAACAAAAUAUAAUAAAUAAUGAAGAUGAUAAUACUGUAAUAUAUAAUAGUUUUAAUGAAAAUAAUGUAAUAAUACCAGAAAAUUAUAAUAUAUAUUUUAAAUCUUUUGGAUGUGCACAUAAUAGUUCAGAUUCCGAAUUUAUGAUGGGGUUAUUAAGUAAUUAUGGUUUUCAAUUUGUAAAAAAUAUUGAUGAUUGUGAUAUUUGUAUUGUUAAUAGUUGUACUGUAAAAAAUCCUAGUGAAGAAAGUAUGAAAACAAUUAUAAACUAUGUUAAUAAUUUAAAUAAAUCUCGUAACAAUCAAUAUAAAAAAAAUAAACAAAAUAAAAGAAAAGAUAAUACAAAAAAUGAUGGCUACUUAUCAACAUCAUCCUCAGAUUAUUCAGGUAUUGAAGAUAAAAUAAUUUUUGAAAAUCCAACCUCUUCUCAAAAAAAAACAUCAAAUGAUUGUUCAGCUGAAAUGAAUGAUAAUAAUACAUGUUGUGGAAAUAUAGAAAAUCAAAAAGAUGGCUGUGGUGAUAAUCAAAAUGGAUGUGGAUGUACUGAAAAUAAUGAUAAUGCAGACUCAAAAACAAAAAACACUUGCUGCAAUGGUGCAAACGACGCAUUAGUUAGUAACAAAGAGAAUGAAAGUAACAAAGUUGACGAUGCCAAUAAUGAGAUCACGAAAAAACGUACAAGAUCCGGAAGGGAUAUAAAAAUUAUAGUUUGUGGUUGUGUUCCUCAAGCCGAAAAUGAUAUGAAGAUAUUUGAAAAUGUAUCAUUGGUUGGAGUUAAUAAUAUAGAUAAAAUAGUUGAUGCUGUAGAAAAUGUAAUAAAUGGAUAUAAUGUUAAAUAUUUAAAACAAUCUAAAAAAAUGACAUCUUUAAAUCUUCCAAAAAUAAGAAAAAAUAAAUUUAUUGAAAUUAUUAAUAUUAACAAUGGGUGUUUAGGAAAUUGUACUUAUUGUAAAACAAAAUUUGCAAGAGGAAAUUUAUCAAGUUAUAAUAUAAAAGAUAUAGUUAGUAGAAUAAAACAUGUUUAUACUCAAGAUAAUAUUAAAGAAAUUUGGCUAACUUCUGAAGAUUCAGGAGCUUAUGGUAUUGAUUUAAAUACAAAUAUUGUGAAUUUAUUAAAAGAAAUAUUGGAUUAUGUACAAGAUACGGAUAUUAUGAUAAGAAUUGGAAUGACAAACCCUCCUUAUAUACUAAAACAUGUUAAAGAUAUUUGUAAAUUGUUAAAACAUAAAAAUAUGUAUGAAUUUAUUCAUAUACCAGUUCAAAGUGGUAGUAAUAAUGUUUUAAAAGAUAUGAACAGAGAAUAUAAAAUUGAAGAUUUUAUUUAUUUAGUAGAUAACCUAAGAAAAUAUGUUCCAAAUAUGACUAUUGCAACUGAUAUCAUUUGUGGAUUCCCAUAUGAAUCAGAAAAUGAUCAUUUAGAAACAGUCAAUUUAGUUAAAACAUAUAAAUUCCCAAUAUUAAAUAUAUCACAAUUUUAUCCUAGAAGGGGAACUGUUGCAUAUAAUAUGAAAAAAAUUGAUACAAAGAUUGUUAAAAAAAGAUCUAGAGAAGUAACUGAUGCAUUCUUAUCAUAUCAAAAUAAUUAUGAAUUCUUACAGGAUACUAUACAGAAAGUUCUAUUUACCGAAAUAUCAUCAAAAAGUGAACAUAUUAUUGGUCAUACUAAACAAUAUGUCAAGGUUUUAUUGCAUAAUAAUAAUAGUGAAAAUGAAAACUUGUUGGGUAAAUUCGCUACUUGUAAAAUAAUUUCAACACAUAAAUGGCAUGUAUUCGCAGAAUUGGUUUGA
Molecule: messenger RNA, 2343 nt
Organism: Plasmodium vinckei vinckei
Lineage: Eukaryota; Apicomplexa; Aconoidasida; Haemosporida; Plasmodiidae
Product: radical SAM protein, putative
Exons: 1
Coding region: 1-2343 (780 amino acids)
Biological process (GO): tRNA methylthiolation
Cellular component (GO): endoplasmic reticulum
Molecular function (GO): 4 iron, 4 sulfur cluster binding; tRNA (N(6)-L-threonylcarbamoyladenosine(37)-C(2))-methylthiotransferase activity
Source: RefSeq, a predicted model, not a curated record